Molecule: messenger RNA, 1143 nt
Organism: Anisakis simplex (herring worm)
Lineage: Eukaryota; Metazoa; Nematoda; Chromadorea; Rhabditida; Anisakidae
Source: the annotation of a GenBank genome assembly
AUGGACGAUGCUGGUAAUGAAAGCGGCAAUGCAUCAUCAAGAGGUGAUGAUUUGAACGUGAAUGAAAGUGAUGAUCAUGAGUACAUACGUCGUAUGAUUGAAUCGAUGGUUGAUGCAGAACGUGAUUUGGAUGUUCUGUUCUUCAAUGAUGGAUCAGAUCGCAGAGAGGAUGAGGAUAAGACCGAAGUUGAUGAGGACGAGGAUGAUCUGAAUGCACAGGAGGAGAUCGAUUGGAGACGACGCACUGAUCAUUUGGCUGAUAACAUCAGAGUUGGCAGUGCUGAUCUAAUACUCAGGUUUCUUGCAUACCUGCAUAUAAACUUUGAUUUGCUGUUUUUGAAAUUUAACGAAAAUGUCGAUUCAGAGACGUUGGACGUGAAACAGCCAUUCAAAGGGGUCUUCGCGCAGCGCUUGAGUGCUUCGUCAUCAUCAGCUCCACCAAUAAUACCACCAAACGCGUGUGUCUCUUCUCGAAAAAUGGUUCUCGAUGAACUGAAAUCCGGACGUUUUGCGAUCACUGCAACACCGUCUGCACACGUUUAUGACCCACCAUUACCACUUGGAAGACCACCAUACUCCUUACCUCGUGGAUACCUCUUUUGUGGUGCACGGUUUCGUGGUACGCAACGUUCUAGAAAUCAUCGUUUCGAUGUUGAAGUUGUAAUACAAGAUGUCGAUCUAAUUGAAGCACGACUCUAUGGUACGCUUCAUACCAAGGGUCUUACAGCCCAAUUACAAGAAUUGACAACAUUCUUUCACGGUGAAAUCAUCAGUGAGAAGCACUCGUUUGUUACGAAUAAAUGGGAUGCAGACGUUGAGGCCGACUUGAACCAUUGGCAUAAAUUUACGGGUUUUAAGGAAAAAUACGGGGAUACGAUUACAUCGAAACAGUUUGAUUAUUCGAAGUUGUUGGACGAUAAUGUUAUGUAUAUGCGUUGGAAGGAGCAUUACCUGGCAAGCGUAGACGAAAGCAAUAAUCGGGAUGUGACAGGUGCAUCGUUUGCGGGAUUUUAUUAUAUUGCGUUGGAUGAGUUGAAGGGUGAAAUCACUGGAUUUUAUUAUCACCGUCAGAGUGAAAUGUAUCAACUUCUCUCAUUGAAACACAUCGAGCAAAAUGUUUUUGAUGGAUGUGAAAUACGAUAA